Molecule: messenger RNA, 1740 nt
Organism: Cherax quadricarinatus
Lineage: Eukaryota; Metazoa; Arthropoda; Malacostraca; Decapoda; Parastacidae
Product: U-scoloptoxin(01)-Cw1a
Cellular component (GO): extracellular region
Molecular function (GO): chitin binding
Source: RefSeq, a predicted model, not a curated record
AAAGUCUGUGCUGCAAAGCAGAUAUACCGUAGACGUAAAGAAAAGAGAGAUCGUUAAAACACGCCACCAAACGAAAGGGAAAGGUGAACAGGUGGAGAAAGUGACCACGCUAGCAUGGGAGAGUUGCUGGUAUUCACCUCCAGAGCCUUGAACUAGAGGUACCUAGGGCCACCUUGCCAUCUCAGUAGGGUCAUGGAAUCACAUGGCUUUUUUCCCCCAACUCUCACAUGUUCAACCUUAUUUAAAGCUCACACCGAACCUACGCAUUCUUCCAGUUCUAGCAAUAUGUGUAAAUAAAUGUCAGGUGAGCGUCUCCCUGAUGCGAACAGCCUUGUGAAAUCCAGUUCUGCCACCACUGCUCCAAAUUGCGGGUGGUGACCAGGUCGUUCCUCACACACGUACCUCAGUAUAGCUCAGCUGUUGUCAUACUGAGAACAACCUCGACUCCUCCUAGUGACAAUGAAACUGGUGUUGUCAGUGCUGUUGGUUGUGGUGGUAGCAGCCUCGGCCAGGAUGGCAGGGAAGCUGCCUGGAGGCUUCCGUAUCGAGCCAGGAUUCUCCUGCCAGGAUCGUGAGUAUGGCUUCUACGCCGAUGUAGAGAACAACUGCCAGGCCUACCACAUCUGCCAGCCUGUGUACGACGAGGCAGAACAGCUGGUGGAGGUAGCACACUUCACGUUCCUCUGCGGCAAGGACACCAUCUUCAACCAAGAGCAGCUCGACUGCACCCACCCGAAGGAAGCCUUUCCCUGUGCUGACGCCGCCUCCAUCUACGAGGACUCCAACCUUCAGUUGCGCCUCGAAUAUAACGGGGUGGCCACCACCAUAGCACCCUUGCAGUAACGCCUAAGUGGAGCUUGGCCCUGACGACCCCUUAUGUGCCCUUGGAAUUACCGUUGCUUAUGUGAUACGACUGUACACACUGCGACUCCCGUAUCUCGCGUCUCUGUCAAUAUUUGCUGACUUUGUCCACUCUAGCAAAGUUACUGAAAAGAAUGAAAAAAGUCACUAUACAGUGACUUGGAUAGUUUACAAAUAACCCACAGAAGAUUAAAAGCCGCAACACCGUGGCUGGAGUAAUACACAACUAACUCCACGCAAGAAUAAAAAUCUACAACACCAUGGAUAGAACAAUUUCCAAGACCCACAAAAGGAUAGAAACCACAACACCGGGGCUGGAACAAUUCACAACUAACCCACAGAAGAACGUAAGACACAACACCGGGGCUGGAACAAUUCACAACUAACCCACAGAAAAAUAUAAGACAGCACCGGGGCUGGAACAAUUCACAAGUAACCCACAGAAGAAUAUAAGACACAACACCGGGGCUGGAACAAUUCACAACUAACCCACAAAAGAAUAUAAGCCACAGCACUGUGGUUGGAACAAUUCACAACUAACCCACAGAAGAAUAUAAAACAACACCGGGACUGGAACAAUUCACAACUUACUCACAGAAGACUAUAAAACACAACACCGUGAUUGAAACAAUUCACAACUAACCCGCAGAGGAAUAAAAGCCACAACACCGAGGCUGGAACAAUUCAUAACUAACUCACACAUGGAUAAUGGUCUGGUACUGUCUUAAUCUUUAAUAUACGGAGAUAAUGGUGUAAACAUUACAACCCUUGUGUUUCAUGCCUUUUCCUUUAUUUAUUUACCUUGUCCACCUCUCACCAUCAUCAUCACAGGGUGUGUGUGUGUGUGUGUCAGUAAAGCUUAGUAUUAUUUCUAUUCUU